AAAUUGUCAGAAUACGGUGCGACUUCUCGGCGGAGAGUUGCUCCGGUACGAAGCUCCGUUUUAUUCUCUCCCGUUAUUAAAAUCGUCGUGUAUCUAUAUCUUUGUGCCGUUCAAUCGCAACGAGAACAGAAGCGAGAGAUAAUAAUAGAUAUAUAAAUAUAUAUGUAUAUAUGGGAUAUGUGUCUUCCUUGAAAGUCGUAUAACACAAACUUAACUAACAACAAGACAAGACAUACGCGAAUCUACGAUUGGUACAAGUGUCCCAGAGAAGAGGAAGUGUUCCUUUUUUUUUUUUUUUUCUUUCUGUGUGUAUUCGCGUAAUCCCAGCUCGGAUACAGCUUUGGAUUAGAUGAAAACGCCAUCAUCGAGGGAAGAGGAAUAGAAGAAGAAUAAAAGAAAGAGAAAAAAGAAGGAAGGAAAGAUAAAAGCAAAGAAAAAAAAAAAGAAAAAGAGGCAAAGGAGAGGAAAGGGAAAAAAAAGGAUAAAAGGGGAAGAAAAACGAUCGUCCAGACGUGUUCGUCCCAAAAGAGAGAGAAAAAGAAAAACAGAGAAAGAGAGAGAGAGAGAGAGAGAAAGAGAGAUAAUCACAUUCUCCGAUUAAUAUUGUUGCCGAUUGUGUGUGUUGACUUUUCAUUCCCCGAGCAAGGACUAUCGCGGGACUCCGGCACGUGUGAAAAAUAGAAAAAGAAUAUACAGAUAGGAAGGUAAAGAAAAAGAAAAAAAAAAAAAAAAAAGAACAAGAGUGGUCCUAUUUAUCUGUUACUGAGUUUCCCGUAUAUUAGUAAAUAUCGAUUUUACGGACACGUUGGUCAUCCGAUGGUAUUGAAGCUUAGCCGUUGUUCUUCUUCUUCUUCUUCUUCUUCUCCUCCUUCACCUUCUCCUUCUUCUUUUUAUUCUUCUUCUUCUUCUUUUUCUUCUUCUUCUUCUUCUUCUUCUUGUCAUAAUUCUACGGAUAAAACUGAAGAAAUUUUCUGAAUACCCUUGGAAACGAAUUUAAUUUGGGGGAAAUACUUGAAUCUCGUACGUCAUAUUUGGAAAAGGAUGGAUUAUUCGAAAAAAGUGACCAUAAAGGACGAACCGGAACAGGAACAGGAACAAGAACAAGAACAGGAACAAGAACAGGAACAGGAACAGGAACAGGAACAAGAACAAGAGCAAGAGCAAGAGCAAGAACAAGAACAGGAGCAAGAACAGACUGAGACACAAGUGGAUACAGCAGUAUCUCCGUCGUCAAGUGUUGAUUUACCCGAAAGCGCGCAUCCUUGUCCAGCUUGUCCGACCAUACUUUUGACAACCCACGAUUUAACAAAUCACCUACGGGAACAUAAUUCACCAAGGAGCACAGAAUACGGCGGCGAGGAAGACUACUGCUGUGCUAUAUGUCAAAAAGUAUUGAGUUCGGCAAGUUCCUUGGACCGCCAUGUUCUCGUACAUUCGCGCGAACGACCUUUCAAGUGUAAAUAUUGUGACAUAGCUUUCACAACUAAUGGUAAUAUGAAUAGACAUGUUAAAAGUGCCCACCGCGGUGAAAGAUCACCACCACAGAGUUAUACCGAAUCGGAAAGUACUAGUAACGACUCGGAAAACUCAUCUAGAAGACAGCACAUAGAAGAGCAUAACAACAACGAGAUAUCGAAACAAACUUCGCCAAAUUUUAUGAUAAGAGAAAGAUUGGCGAAGAAUUUAACGGCGAAAAGAAAGUCACCAUCUUUUACCAGAGAAGAUGAUAGCCCACGUAAACACAAGAUAUUGUUAAAUAAUUCCAGAACCGAGAUCAAACGUACGCCUGUACAGGCACAAAAUUCAUACAACUGUCCAGUUUGUAAUCGGCAAGAUUUUGCUACGAGCGGUCUCUUGGAAACACAUUUGGAACAAAAUCAUCCAGAAUUCACGGCAAGGUGCGAACCCUGUAAUUUAUCUUUUAAAAAUCAUCGGGUAUUGAAUCUACACCGUUAUAUGAUUCAUUUUUCUGACUAUCCCGUUGGUAUCCCUACGAGAAAUUUACGUAAUUCCGUAGUAGGAUUCGACGAUUUAACUUUUGUUGACUUUACCUCGGCUAAAUUCCCAACUAUUGCUAGGGUGAUGUGCGAGCAAGCGAUGCAUCGGCCAGCAUCCGGAGAAGGUACCAACUUUCAAUGCGCCAAGUGUUCAAGGGCAUUUCCUUGUUUCAAGUCUAUGAAAGAACACCAAAAUGAAUGUGGUAAGUGUAGGUCAAGUUUGCAAUGUAGACCGAUAGAUGUCGGGGAAUCACAGAGGGAUGAUUUUUUUGCGGGCCUCGAAUUACACAAUAAAGCUGCUUUGACAGAGGCUAAAGACGGAAAGGAUUUAGCGGAUAUAGAAAGCAUUUUGUCCGUUACGUCGGGCCCAAUUUUACAAAACUUUCCCCGCUCGGAUGCUAGUACACCCGAGAAUAAUAUGAAAUUUAAUUCGAGCGUUGGUUCUUCUGGUUCAUCAGGAACAAUGUCAUCGGAAUAUCACGAAGAGGAAGCUCAGGAUUUAUUCGCUGCCGAAUUCAGGAAGAUGAAGUUGAAAGGAGAAUUCCCAUGCCGAUUGUGUACAGCCAUAUUUCCCAAUUUGAGAGCUUUGAAAGGACAUAAUCGCGCUCAUAUGGGCGUUGCGCCUGGAGUACCCUAUCCAUGCAAUAUGUGUCCUUAUACGAGUACGGACAAGGCCACCCUCGUAAGGCAUCUUAGAUCUCACAACGGUGAUCGGCCGUAUGAGUGUUCGCUUUGCAAUUAUGCUUUUACCACAAAAGCAAACUGUGAGAGGCACGUUAGAAAUCGUCAUGGUAAAUUAACCAGGGAAGACAUUAAAAGUGUCCUGAUAUAUCACCCGAAUGAGGAUUCGACGAAUGAGAAUAUCGGUAGAAGUUCGCCAAGAGUGACAAAGGACGAACCAAGAAAAAGUUUGAUAUAUCCGAAUGACCGUGAAGAUUCCCAUCAGCAACAACAACAGCAGCAGCAACGUUAUCUGUCGAUGCCGAUGGACUCGAAAAGUGAUAUUAGAGUGAUAGACGAGGCAAAACUAUCUAGCCCAGGAUUGGCCUCGUCUCUUCGGAAUAUUAUCGUUAAUCAUUGCGAAACAAGCGAUACUUAUUCGAGAUCGAGCAUACCAUCGGCUGGGCUUAUUCCAAGGAAUAUAGAUGAGGUCACUACAUCUCAAGAUCAGAGUGGAAGGGCUGAGGAUGAUCUUGAAUCAAGGUCAUCUAACGAAAGCGUGUCUCUAGUCAAUGAUACUGAAAUAGAUAUGCACCAAAGAAUUCAAGCUAGUCCGAUUAACUUGAAGAAAACGUCUAACGUACCUAACGCCGUAAAUUCGAACCAGGACGGACCGUUGGACCUUAGCAUGGACGUUCUAGAUUUGAGUAAAAAAGCCAAGGAGAAAAACGGUGCUGGCUCUUCUAGAUCGAACGAGCAUUAUACUGGCAAUGAUCGAAGAGAAUUUUACGAUUCAACGAGCCAAUUGUUCCUAACACAGGCUCUUUUACAAGCAAGCCAGGGAACUUCGCCGGGAACUUCACCUGGUACUUCACAAGGAACUUCACAGGCAACUUCCUUACAGAAUUUCUAUGCCAAUGCCCAAUUGAUAUAUCGCAAUUUAGGAUCACUUUCGGCAGGAGUAAAUGCUGGAAUUUUAUCUCCUUAUAUGUUCAAUCCGCACCUAUUUGGACAAGACCUUAACAUCAGGGACAGAAUUCAAAAGGAAUUCGCCCGUGGCUUACAAUUGACCAGUGGUGGUACAUUGGUCGAUUCGUCUCAUGGAAAUACAGGUUUUGCCGGUUUUCCUCAAUCCAACGAUGGCUCGUCUCAAUCUGUUAACGAGCAAAAUGAUUAUACCAAAUUGUUGGCCUCCAAAAUGACCAAUAAAAAUUUAUCGCCACGCGAGAAGCCGGAUAAUUCACCUUCGUCGAAUUCGGUUAAAAUGGUCAUAAAGAAUGGAGUUCUAAUGCCGAAACAAAAGCAACGAAGAUAUCGUACAGAAAGACCGUUCUCUUGCGGACAUUGCUCGGCUAAAUUCACCUUACGUAGCAACAUGGAGCGACAUAUAAAACAGCAACAUCCUGAAUUUUGGAGUCAACGACCUCGAGGUGGUCAUUCGACGAGAGGUAGACCACCUGCGAACCAUCCUACCUUAAUUAAAAAUUCUGGACAGUCAAAUUCACAAGCAUCGCAAUCCUACUCCAAUAUACUACCCAAAACGGAAUCAUCGUCGGCGAUAGAAUCUGGUAGACAUUCGAUUUCCGAUCAAGUUAAAUAUGCAAUUUUGGCGCAACAAUUGAAGGCAAACAAAAUGGACGACAACGACACCGACGAAGAAUUGAUCAUAGACGAGGAUCCUACGGAUAAAGAGAUACAAGAAUCUCAAGAACAAGGAGAACGUUCUACGAGUUUGUUGAGAGGACAAUUGGAAGGUAAUGAGUCUAACAAAGACGUCGGAGUUAAGGAGGAAAUUUUAGAAAGAGACUCAUCCGACGUAUUUCAUAAUGAACAGACCGAAGAAAAUAAUGAUACCAAUGAAAAUGGCCGAACAUCUAGAAACGAAGAUACCCUUGAAGUUAAAACAGAGGAUACAUCCGGAGAUAAUAAUUCAAGGCACACCUUUAAAAUGGACAUCUGCACGGAUACCGUACAAAAUAAACAGGAAGAUAAUAACGCUGAUCUCGCUAGCGUUUCUGAAUUAUUGGACAAUGCCUCUCAACAAUAUCAACACUUUCAACCACAAUAUCUGAGCGAUGAGGAAGGUUUGGUCGCAUCUACGAGCGACUUUAACAAUUCUGGAAGCGAGGACAAAUCGGACUCGGUGAAUUCCGGUAAUUCGAAUAAUGCCUCGGCGAAGAAGAAAAAAAAGAAAAAAAAGAAGAAGAAAUCUGCUUACUCAAUGGCACCUAACAGAGUUAUAUGUCCAUAUUGCGAACGGCCAUUCCCAUGGACUUCGUCCCUUAGACGACAUAUUCUUACGCACACGGGCCAAAAGCCCUAUCAAUGUAUAUAUUGUUCACUUUUGUUCACCACCAAAUCAAAUUGCGAUCGGCACCUUUUGAGAAAGCACAAAACAAAUCCUAACAAAAUACGACGCGUUAGAAAUUCAUCAUCGCCGGACAGUCAGGCAAUAAAUACGAACAAUACGUUCUCAAUGAGAAAUGUACCAGAGAGACCAUAUAAAUGUAAUCAAUGUCCGAGUUCGACCUUUUCGACGUUAGGGAAUUUAAAGAAACAUCGUUCGACAAAACACUCGCGCAAAACCAAAUCAAGAUCUGUAUCGCCGUCGAGCGAACCACAAAAUAGUCCUUUACAAUCAACAAAACAAAACGAUCCUAGCGAUUACGAGAGCCAAUCGUCCAGUAUAUCAGAAAAUACGGAACAACAGCAGGCGGUAUCACCGGUAGAAACGCAAAAACCAAAUUCCAAUAUAUCACCGACUAACAAUGAAUUAUCAAGAUCACGAAGAACAUCCCCUAGAUCCUCGCCCGGUCCUAACGACGUACCAUUCAAAUGUCAUCUAUGUGAUUGCGGAUUCGCCGAUCGUCACGAUUGUUUGGAACAUAUUAAAACGAAUCAUAAGAAAUCGUACGAAAUGUUAGUUGCUAAAGGUGCAAUGGAUAUGGAUAUCGAUGGUUUGGAAGAUCAGCCGGUACCACCGCCGCCUCCGCCACCGCCGCAGCAACAUCUUAGCGAUGGGGAAGAAAGAAAAGGCCGAUUCCCAGAUUACAGUAAUAGAAAAGUGGUCUGUGCCUUUUGCAUAAGAAGAUUUUGGUCGGCCGAGGAUCUCCGUCGUCACAUGAGAACACACACUGGUGAAAGACCAUUCUCUUGUGAUAUUUGCUUUCGACGAUUCACAUUGAAACACAGCAUGCUACGUCAUCGUAAAAAACACGAAUCGGUCGACUCUACAAUGUACGUUGGUACAAGCGGCGACGAAGAAAAUUCACCUACUCAACCACCAACGAUAACACCACGUACCCAACAACAACCACCGGUAUUAAUGGCAACAAAUAUCAACAAUUCUAGGAUACAAGAUAGAAUCAUGUCGUCGGUAGCAACUGGCGAUGCUGCUCCCGGUGGUUUCAUGAGAUUUAAUACCUUCGAAAAAUUAACUACGUUUACCGGCAAAUUGACCACCAAUACACAACAUAAUGUCAAUUCUGAAUUAUCCGAAAAUACCGACAACGAUUUGAUCUCUAAUCUUUUGGGCAUACGCGAUAAAAGUUUCAUCGAUAAGGUUCUACAAGCAUCACCGGACGAUGCCGCUAAAUUAUUAGGCGUACAACGUAGCCACGAAUGAAAAUGUACGAUAAAAAAAAAGAAAAAAAAAAAAAAGAAAAAAAAAGAAAA
This is a messenger RNA of Vespa mandarinia (Asian giant hornet), 6332 nucleotides long. RefSeq lists its product as uncharacterized. NCBI's taxonomy places the organism in Eukaryota, Metazoa, Arthropoda, Insecta, Hymenoptera, Vespidae. Gene Ontology annotation, biological process: regulation of transcription by RNA polymerase II. Gene Ontology annotation, cellular component: nucleus. Gene Ontology annotation, molecular function: RNA polymerase II cis-regulatory region sequence-specific DNA binding; DNA-binding transcription activator activity, RNA polymerase II-specific. The record is from RefSeq and is a predicted model, not a curated record.